UUCUUGUCCAGUCUCUUCAGUCUUCAGCAAAGAAGCCUGUUGGGAAGGGCAGGUUGUGGGUGAGGUGAGAGAGCGAGAAGAAAGAAAGAAAGAAAGAAAGAAAGAAAGAAAGAAAGAAAGAAAGAAAGAAAGAAAGAAAGAAAGAUGGCUAGUGAAUUCAAGAAGAAAAUAUUUUGGAGAGCAGUGGUGGCUGAGUUUUUUGCCAUGAUCCUCUUCAUUUUCAUCAGCAUCGGCUCAGCCCUGGGCUGCAAAUACCCCAUAACUAACGGCACAGUCUCAGGGACCCCUCAAGACAACGUGAAAGUCUCGCUGGCUUUUGGGAUCGCGAUUGCCACCAUGGCCCAGAGUGUGGGACACAUCAGCGGUGCCCACCUGAACCCGGCGGUGACCUUGGGCCUUCUCCUGAGCUGCCAGAUCAGCAUCUUCCGGGCCAUCAUGUACAUUCUUGCCCAGUGUUUGGGGGCUGUGGUGGCCACAGCGAUUCUUUCGGGCGUCACCUCCUCAGUGCCGGACAAUACGCUUGGGCUCAAUGCGCUCGCAGCCGGAGUCAACUCAGGACAAGGCCUUGGCAUUGAAAUCAUUGGCACGUUGCAGCUGGUGCUCUGUGUCCUUGCCACGACAGACCGGAGGAGGAAUGAUGUCUCUGGAUCAGCACCAUUGGCCAUUGGCCUUUCUGUAGCCCUGGGACAUCUUCUUGCUAUUGACUACACCGGCUGCGGAAUUAACCCUGCCAGAUCUUUUGGUUCAGCGCUGAUUGCCAAUAACUUUACCAGUCACUGGGUCUUUUGGGUUGGCCCAUUGAUUGGAGGAGCCAGUGCUGCCCUCAUCUAUGACUUCAUCCUGGCUCCCAGGACCAGCGAUGUCACCGAUCGCAUGAAAGUCUGGACCAGUGGCCAGGUGGAAGAAUAUGACCUCGAUGCAGAUGACUCCAGAGUGGAGAUGAAGCCAAAAUAAAGGAGAAUCAAGAUGUAAAGAAAAGAAAAACCGAAUUUCUGAAGAUUUUUAUCAGUAUUAUAGACUCUUUGUAAAACAACAAGCAGUUCUUCCAAAUGUUUUUAUAAGUUGUUAGGGGUUUCCUUCUCUCUUUUUCUCUCAUUCUUUCCAGCCUUUUAGAUUUGUGGCUGCACAGUGAGGAAAAAUCAAUAUGGGGCAAAAAUGAUUAUAUUUUUUCGUGGGUGAGUGUAAGGAGAUCUGCAGCAAUGAUUCUGGAAGACCAAAUCGAUAUUUCUCUAUCUGAAGAGAUUGGCUUUUACCAAAAUGUAUCAGUAUAUGACAACAAAGUCCAUGUGAACAGCCAACGUGCAGCCAGAAAUGAACGUCGAGGAGAUUUUUGACUGCAGAGAUGUCACCAGAGUGAAAUUAUUUAUUUCAGGGUGAGGCCCAGAUUUUAGGUAUAUGCAAGUGCCGGUUCUGAAAGUAAGGCCUAGAACAGGGAUGGCCAACUUCUAUUUUCUUGGGGGCCGCACUGUUCUCUAGAAAGUGGUCCUGAGACUGGAAGUGUAUUUUGUCACAUAAAUAGACAUCUCCUCAUCUUGCAAACUGGUCAAGUGACAAUAAGUUGACACCUCCAGCUGUAAGAGCUUCACAGUUGUGGAGUCCAUAGCGUUACUUACAAAUGUGCAUAUUUUCAUAUUGCAUUCCACAUCCAAAGGAGAGGUAUAACAUGAAAGAGUGACUGUAUGUCUGUUUCUUCCUGGAAAUACUGUAUUGUUUCCCCCACUUUUUAAUGAAAGCAUUUUUUAAAUGAGACUUUGAUUAAAAUUUGGCAGAAUUACCAAGGGUCAGAUAAAAUUUGCAUGAGACCUGGAUCUGACCUCUGGGUUGCCUGUUGGCCACCUCUGCCUUAGAAAUAAACAUUUGGGGUUUAAACCACCCCCCCACCCCCCAGUAAUUCUUUUGCACAAGCCUAAUUGAACAAAUGAACACUACCCAAGAAUUCUGGUGCAACUCUCUUUCGUCUCCACGCAGGAAGAUUUUUUUGUGGAUUUUGCUGUCAAACAUUGUAGACUUAACUGCAUGGAACAAACCAAGUUUUAUUUUUGUCUGUCAAUAUACAUUCAUCAUCACAGUGUACCAUAACUUCUGUUGCAUGUAUAGAAAGCUGUCUAAUCCAAGAAAGGUGUACAUGUUAUAGGUUUAAGCACAUAUAAACUGUAUUUGUACAUAUCAAUGGUUUGCCCAUUACAUAAAGUGCCAUGAAGGGAAUUAUAUCAUGAAAAGUCAAAUCAAAGAGCUGGAAAAAAUAAAUCAACAAUUUCAAGUUCUGUCAGGAUUCAAACUUGACCAAAAAAAAUAAUUAUAUUUUCCCAUUUUAUUUUUUCCAGACUGACUAUAAAAUAUUACUUCUUGUAGAUGAAAUCUAAGGCAAACAGAUUACCAGCUUGCCAAAGCGACUGCUUUUAAACCUUGGUGCCACCCUCCCCCCCACCCAUGGAAGCCCAACACGCAAAAAUAUCCCUCAUUAGGAAUUCUGGGAAAAUUUAAAUUUUGCAAUCGAUUUAAAGUUAGGACACUGUGUCUCAAGCCCUGCUCCCAAGUCAUUUCAAUUCUAAGUAAAACCAAAGUAGUUAACUGUACCAAGGAGCAAGAACAUAAUGAUUCCAUGUUUGAGUUCAGGGUUCUCUCUCCAACCUCAUUCCUCACAACAAUCCUGUGAGGUUAGGUCAGGCUGUGGGCUAGCAACUGACCCAAGGUCACCAAGGAGCAUCAGGGAACUGAACCUUGUCCUCUCCUUCCCAAUCCGAGACUGUUCUACUCACCACACUGGCUCACUCAGUUCAGCCAAUGCUCAAAUCUUCACAACGAUCAGAAAACCCAAUAUAGGAAGAACAUUCCACACAUGUUCUACUCAGGGGUGGACCAAGAUACCUUGCUGUCUGACGCAAAGGACAAUAGGGUGCCCCCCCACCUAAUCUGUGGGAGGGUGCUCAGAAUCCUCAGGCCAUGCUGGCAAGCAAGCAGGAGAGGCCUGCAAGCACUGUAGACUAUGCCACCAAGCCAGUGGUGGCAGGGCAUUCCGUUGGUGGCAGGGGGACAGAGGGAUGGGCAAGAAGAGCUAUGCCCCAGUAGGCCAUGGAGGGGGAAAUGAACAGCAUUCCCCAGCAGGUUGACGAAGGGUGGAGGAACAGCAGAGCGGCUGUGGGGUAGCACCCAUGGUGGUGGGGGCCAGUGCUUGGUGCUUCCUGUGCCGUUCUUUGUGUCUGGGCCUCACUGACCACCUCACCCUGCUUCAUGGAAGGACUACCCUUGAAUCUACUGUGGGGAUAGAUUUAGAGUAGUCAUGUUUUCAUCCCAGUAUAAGAGUCACAGAGGAGAAAACCCACAUGAAGUUUCAGGGGCAGGCCAGUAUUCAGAAACUAUAGCAAUAAUUAGCACAAGAGAUAAACCAUGCCUCUGCUAGCUAUUCAGAAAUCCGUUUUGAGCCCUCUCAUCCCACCAUUUGAGGCACAAUCUCAGAGGCCCCAUUCACACUCGCUUGCAUGGGGGCCACUUCCCUGGAGCAUUUCCAUCGUGCGCCUUGCCUGUGGAAAUGAAACAACCACAUGGGUCUUUCCACCUCAAUUGUUGGUCAGGAUGGACAGGAACAAUCGGGCAGGAAAGACCUACAUGGUGAGAAGAUUUUGCUCAAUUACUUUCACAUCUGGACGAAAACUGCCUUUAAUAGGUAGAAACGCAUGUCCUUCCCUCCUCCGCACACUGGCCUGAUAGCUCUGCUUUUCUUAACCUCUUAAGCAUAACUAUGCAAAAACAAUUCCCUUCCCCUAUUUUUCUAGUUAAUACUGAGAAAUUCAGGGACAACAUACACAAUAUUCUAAAUGGGCACAAUAAUUAAAUGUCUGUUCCUAGAAACUUUCUUUUAUUAUUACAACUGGGGCUUGUUGCUUUGUUUGUGUAUUUAUAGAUCUUUGUAGCAACGAAUUAAAAUGAGAGUCAACACCCAAAGGUAGAAAACCUGGGAAAGUAAAUUUAACAUGUACUAUAGAUACUUUUGUCAUACUUAUUGUUGCCUGAGUUAACACACAUUGCUCUUGUUAGCAGGUGUUUCACUAGACUCUGCCCAAUUCACUUCAUAUUUUACAUGAGGAGAAAUUCUGUGACAACCAAGGAAUAAAUGUGCAUAAUUCCCUCAGAAAUGUCACUUGUCUUUGUGAAAUUCUUUUAGCUUCCCUCAAGUGUACUAAGGAUGAUCUGCCAGAUUUUCCUCAGAUUUCACUUGAGGUGAAAUUUGGUGUAGUUCUUUUAUAGACAGAACUUCCAUAUCACCCCUUCUUACAUUUAGUAAGAUAUAGAGCUGGGUUUCAUGAUCAGUGAGACCUGGUUUAGGGCGGUGAGCGGGGAGGGAGCCCUGGGCGGCCACACGGUUGCCGGCUCCGUGACGGAGCCGGCGGGGGCUGGGGGGAGUGGGCGCGCGCAGGGCAUGCUGGCGAGACCCCCAGAGCUGGGAGGCAGCUUUUCGCCUCCCUUCCAGGGGUCUCCUCAUGAGUAGCCAUGGUGUAGAGCCGCACUGCGGCUACUCAUGAUCAGAAAGCCCAGAUUUGCUGAGCGCUCGCUCUGCAAACCCGGGAUUUAAGGAGAGCUACCAAAGCGGGUGACCUGCUUGUAAGCCACUGGGCUCGCCUGCAAGCCCAGUGGUUUACACGAUCAACAAAAAUCAGGCUAGGAUCUCCUACUCCGAUUUUUGUUGAUCGUGAGAAUAGCCCCAUAGUGCUUCUUACAUUUUCAACUGCUCACUGCGACAUCAAGUGAUGUGGAAACGCAGAGUGGGAAGAACCUAAUAAUGUGCAGAAACCUCCCAAGAAAUUUUGCUUGUCUUAUAGAAAUUUGUCUGGCUUACCUCAGAUUCUUUCCCUUGGGAGAAGCCUUGAAUUUCACCUUGAAUUUCACUUAUCUGGCAUUUCCUAGGACAAUGCAGACCCCCCUGUGAAAUUUAGCUUGUUUUAGGGAAAUUCAUUUGGAACAUUUUCAGAUCUUUCACCUUGAGAGAAAACCUGAAAUUGAUGUUGAAUUUCACUUUUUUGACAUUUUGUCACCAUUCCUUGAACCUGCCCAUACUUUCUGGGUCAUUAAAAAAAGACCACAUAUUUCAUUUUACCUGACCCAUUGUGGAUAUGAUAGUUCAUGCAUUCUGAUGUCCAGGAAACAAAACAGAUCUGGGAGUCAAACAGGGUAGGAACAUUUCCAGGUAGUUCAAUAUGUGGACCAAGAAAAGAAACUAGGAGGGGGGAAUCACUAAGUAGAAAACCUUCUCCUUCCUUCUUGAAUACAUUUGACAUAGUAUCUUGUGUAUUGUGCAUGUAAAUAUUAUGACAUGAAUGGACUUGCAAUUGGCUUAAAAAUAAAAUUCAUUGUGCUCACA
Messenger RNA from Hemicordylus capensis (graceful crag lizard), 5356 nucleotides. It is a transcript of the gene AQP1, whose product is annotated as aquaporin 1 (Colton blood group). The transcript is spliced from 4 exons. Gene Ontology annotation, molecular function: ammonium channel activity; water channel activity; carbon dioxide transmembrane transporter activity. The coding region runs from base 145 to 954 and encodes 269 amino acids. Gene Ontology annotation, cellular component: membrane. NCBI's taxonomy places the organism in Eukaryota, Metazoa, Chordata, Lepidosauria, Squamata, Cordylidae. The record is from RefSeq and is a predicted model, not a curated record. Gene Ontology annotation, biological process: carbon dioxide transmembrane transport; hyperosmotic response; renal water transport.